Solenopsis invicta (red fire ant) is the source of this 2994-nucleotide messenger RNA. RefSeq names its product acyl-CoA Delta(11) desaturase. Gene Ontology annotation, cellular component: endoplasmic reticulum membrane. Bases 414 to 1421 code for a protein of 335 amino acids. The record is from RefSeq and is a predicted model, not a curated record. Gene Ontology annotation, molecular function: stearoyl-CoA 9-desaturase activity; iron ion binding. NCBI's taxonomy places the organism in Eukaryota, Metazoa, Arthropoda, Insecta, Hymenoptera, Formicidae. Gene Ontology annotation, biological process: unsaturated fatty acid biosynthetic process. The transcript is spliced from 5 exons.
AUCCAUCGUCGUUUUAAGAGAUACGGCACUUGGUCCUAUCCAGGGGUGGCAACGAUAGAAUGCUAUUGUUUUGAAUCAGGUUUCUGAUACUUUCUAUCGUUUUCUAUCGGUCUUUUUAAUCAGGGAUACUUUAUUUUUCUUGCUAAAACUUUGGUUUUGAUUGCGUUUUAAUUUCAAAAUUAAAAUUAGAAAUUAUGUAACAUAUACACUACUAAAAAAAAAAAAAAAAAAAAAAUUAGGGAACACUUUAUUCCAGAAACCAAAAAUUAUACUAUUUUCAAAUAGCUGUAUCUCAGUGAAAAAUUAUCGUGUAGACAAACAAGUGCCACAAAAAAAGAAUUUACGAACGUUUCAUAAAAUAUAUUUUAUUAAAAAAACUGUUUAAAUAAUUUUUGUUAAUAGACUGUGUAACAAUGGCGUUAAAACCACAAGUAAAUAAGGAACUUGAAGAAAAAUCGAAAUUCAAUAGAUCAAUAGUAUGGCGUAAUGUAAUUAUUUUAUCGUUGCUACAUCUUGGUGCCCUGGCUGGACUUUACCUCUCAUUUACAUCGGUGAAAUAUAUGACUAUUCUUUUCGCAAUUUUUUUAUACGAAUUUAGUCUUUUGGGAAUCUCAGUUGGGGCUCAUCGACUUUGGUCCCAUCGAUCCUACAAAGCCAAGUGGCCUCUCCAAUUGCUGCUAGCAUUCAUGAACACUGUAGCUUUUCAAGUAGGUGUGUUCAAUGAGUUACAUUUCGUCAAUAAUGGCAACGAUUUAAAAAGUUACUUUUAUCGUUACUUUAUUCAGGAUUCCGUGAUUGUAUGGGCCAAGGACCAUAGGGUACACCAUAAAUUUAGUGAUACUGACGCCGACCCACAUAACCCCAACGUCGGAUUUUUUUUUUCCCAUAUAGGCUGGCUGCUUUGCAAAAAACAUCCCGACGUCACAAAAAAAGAUAAAACCAUUGAUAUUUCUGAUCUGGAGAGCAAUGCAAUACUAGCUUUUCAAAAAAAAUAUUAUACGAUAUUGGUGAUAUUGCUCUGCUUUGUUUUGCCAACCGUUAUCCCGGUCGUAUUUUGGAAAGAAAAAUGGCUAAACGCCUACUUAAUCCCCGGCGUUCUUCGUCAUAUUUUGCUACUAAAUGUAGCUUUAAUGAUUAACUCAAUAGGCCACAGAUAUGGUUAUAAACCAUAUGACAAAUACAUAAACGCAUCAGACAAUAUAAUGUUUUUUAUAUUGUCCUCGGGAGAAGGGUGGCACAAUUACCACCAUGUCUUCCAUCAGGAUUAUAGAGCUAUCGAAUUAAAAAAUCCGAUUAAUUUAAUAAAAAUGUUUAUCGAUUUUUUUACAAAAAUUGGUUGGGCAUACGAUUUAAAGUAUGCAUCAGAUGAAACGGUAAAAAAACGUAUGAAGAGAACGGGUGAACAGUAUAAUUAUAAUUAAAUCAAUAAAAUAAUUUUUGGUUUACAGUUUUUCUUAGUUCUUUUUUCAUAUGCAAUUUUAAGAUAUUAUAAGAUUUUUUGUAAAAGUUAAUUUAUAAUUUAAUAAUUCGAAUUUUCUUUGAGAUAUUAUAAAAUUAAUUGUCAAAUUGUGAAUUAUGCUAUUUUUUUAUUCAAAUAUGAAUUAAUUUUAAGUCAAAGUAUGGUAUUAUACAUUUACUGUAAAAAAGUUGAUAUGAUAAUAUACGAAGGAAAAAGAAAUAUUUAACCUUGAAAAUAGACUAUCCAAUUAAAUGGAUGGAAAUCCAGACUAUCCAAUUAAAUGGAUGGAAAUCCAGAAUUGUGUAAUUUAUAAGAGUUAUGGUUAUUUUAUGCACAAGUUAUAACAAUAUUUUUGAAAAUGAAGGUUACAUAUUUCUAUAACAUUUCAAGUAACUAAAUAUGAAAUUACAAACUUGUGUUACGUCCACAACGUAACGAUUCUUUUCUUUUGACGACGGAUACACUAUGCGACGGAGGCCGAGCAACGAUGCCCCACUUAAUCUCACUUCGAUUUCCGGGAAUACAGUAAGACAUAAAUACGCCACUGAGGGAAGUGAGAAAUAUCACAAAAAUCAAAACAUCAUAAAUUAUAAAAGAAAUGUCGCAAAUCAAAGCACCAUAAAUUAAAAAGAAGUGUCAAAUAACAACAUCAUCGUCAUAUUAGCCGGACGAAUAAACUCGCUGACACAAAAAAUAAUUUAUGGGAGCUCUUCGAGGUAACACGUUGCUCGACCCCGGAAACGUAUAAAACUCCAUCGAUAAACAUAAAAAUCAGGAAGCCGAAAGGCACAAGUAUACAUCACUUUCGGCUUCCAGAAACUUAGCGCCCAUAGAACACUAAAUCAAAAUCUGUCACAAUUUUUAGUGAUUAGAUGACGGGUCACGCACGUUCUCAUAACAAUAAUUACCGAGAAAGAAGUGACGAGACCCGUUGAAUGGACGGCGUAACUCGAUGCCGGACACGCGUCUCGUAGGCAAAGGGUUAGGCCGUGCGUAGGCGUUUAGACAACAAAAUUGGUGCACACGGCCCUCUUAGAACAAAAGAAGCAAUAGUAUAAAAUAGAGAAUUUUCCAGCGGAGCGAUCACUACCAUCCCGAUCCUACUCGUCGCAUAGUCCGUAGCAUCCUGAAUGCUCGAGUCUGUGCGGUCGAACCUCAUUAAAACUUAGUCGUUUGUGGCAAUAAGUUCUCCUAGUACAAAGUGCCGAACUCAAAAACUUGGUGAAAUUUCAUAACUAAUUCUCUCGCGAGUGAGAACAUCAUCUUACACCUGGAACCGUGCUCGCCGUCCACCACCGUAGACUGUCGCGGAUCCACGCAGUCACUGUGACCAGAUCUCUUACGGGUCCGGACCACUACACGAGUUCCACUACAGAGGUGGCUCAAGGAUUUUCCGAACAUGAGAAAUUCGCGCUCCCGUCCAGAGCCACUUGCCGGGGUUCGAUACUUCUUUGACGCCACUUACGAGGACUUCUCUCGGACUACUCAGGAACCCGAACAACCCCCGCGAUAUUUUCAACCCCCUUCACCCACUC